AUGCACGCGGAGCGAUUGCUUGGCGAGCCGAAGCGACAGGCGCGCUUCUCCCUGUUUCCAACGCCAGCACCGCCCCUCUCUUUCGACGUGCUGGAGUGGGUCCCCGGCAACAGCGAGUUGCUCGCGUGUCUUCCUGUCGGGCGUGCAGCGUCGGAGUACCCCACCGACAGCCGCGCGUCCGUGGCUUCUAGUGGGGGGCGAGUACACCCGCGCGACUGCACCGCCUUCGAGUCUUCCUGCGGCUCCUGGAGGUGCUUUCGGACACUCUCCCGCUGCGGCGACGCUCUUGUGCUGGAAGAUGCGCAGUUUGUCGACGUUGGCGCCGCUCGCCGGCACGAGUUCACGUGGCAACAAGGCCCAGGCCGCCUGCCAUCAGACAGCGUGAGGUCCAGCUACAUCGGUGCGAGCACCAGCGGCUGGCAGACGCUCGCCUCAGUCUCGGAGAAUGCCAUGGACAUGGGUGCUGACAUCGUUUCCCGAGAUACCCUUCUCGCCAAGCGACGCUGUGAGCGACCGGCGCAUCCUGCGCAAUGCCACAAGCGAGGGAUCCCGAUGCAGGAUAUCCAUUCCGUGCGUCGCCACUGCUUCCAGAAGCCCGUAACGCUUGUGUUCGACGCGAGUGGUCACUCAAUCAGCGGACGGGACAGCGUCGACACAACGGCUCGCGGCGAUCGUGCGAAGUGGGUUCUUCCUCAGAGCCGCCAUCAUUGCAGUGGCGGCUCGGAGAUGGGACUGAAUCUGAAGUGGCACUACGAGCUGUGGGGCCCCGUGGGCGUCAUCUUCACUCUGCGAGGCGGCCGCCGCAUUUUCUUGGCAUUCGCGUCGAUGCAACACGCGGAGCAGAUAGAGGAGCUGCUGACCAGCUUUGCCACUGGUGCGGAACUUGGUCGCCAGCAGCAGAGUUAUCACUCACCUCACCGGGGCAGCACUGGCGCAUCCGCGUCUUUUUCGCAAGUUCCCGCAUCGUCUGUCGGUGAUGAUAUCCCUUUCUCUGCUUAUGCAAGUAUGCCGCGCACAGCCGCGCCCUCCUCCGGUGCACUGCAGCGCUACGCUUCGUCGUCUUGCGUCUCAGUGCACAUCGCGUCAUGCGAGGCCUCCUUGCGAGGGUCGCCAGCAACGCCAUGCUCGCCGCGAGCCGACUCUGUGUUCUCGUCGGCGUGCGCUUUUAGGGCCCACUGGCUCGUCCCUUCGACAUCUGCGGGGACGCAGACAGGAGAGCGGCAGCAGAAGACGGAAUCUUUCAAGGAUGAAAGCUCGCCGUUGGCGCUCACUGAUAUCGUGACCGCGUCGCAGGAAGUGGGAGGGGCACUAGCUGCGAGCGUACGUCGUGGCUCGAGCAAGGUUCCUGGUAGCGGGUAUUUGUACUGCCGCCCGUGGGGAGAGGCGUCGCGGUACCUGAGGUACUACAUUAGGAUAUGCACGACGGCAGGGAGGGGCCACGUUGUUCAUCUCUCGCGGCACCGGCUACGCCUGUGGCAACGGCUCCGGCAAGUCUUUGGAGAUGAAAAGCGCUCCGUUUCGCUAGAUCUGCGUCGCACCUCUGUCUGCCCAAGUGCCGCACACGAGAAUCUGUUGCGGGUGACGUACCAGACCGAGAGUUUUGCGCAGUACAAGAGCAUGCGACGACUCGGCGGUGGAGUGGCGUUUGUGGGCCCGGUGGGCGACUUCGCUGCCUCGCGCACUGCGCGUCGACGGGAGCUGGAGCUGUGCGCUGACCACCCAGUCGUCUUCGAAGCGCUGGCCAAGUCACCCGAUGAGAGGACAUCGUGGCUGGCGUGGUUUCGCAGCCGUGGCGCUACGGUGCAAGCACCUGUCGACGCUUCCCAGCUGGGGGAUAAUGCGGGUGUCCUGCUAACGCGGGAGGAGCCAGCGGCCUUUCAGCAACUCGGCGGCGAGCCGCUCCUCGCCACCUCACCUGCGGGCGGACGUGGACAAGAGAUGUUGUUCUCCUGUACGGCGGAUCAGUGUAUGUCGAUGUGGGUGACACCCACCUUCUCCGCGGAAUCGUCGACUUCUCUGGAGCCACUGGCCAGUGGUGACUCGCCGCACCUGCCGCUACAGGAGCAGUCAGAGGGGAGACGAGGCGGCUUGCGGACGUCUGCGGAGACGGCAGCGGCGCCACGGUGGAGCUCCCCUUGCCGCACGUAUCCGAGCAAACCGUCUCCCUCUUUACCCAAACCCCCUCCCACAGCUGACAAGCACUCCAGCACGCAAACUCGCCCGCAACCACCUUCCGCUGCGGCCUCUGACACGGGUGACACGCAGGAGGAGGAAGAGGAGCUGACGAUUGUCGUCGAGGACGAUGAGUUUGACAGGACCGCACCGUGCCCUGAGGCGGCUGAGCUGCACUCACCGGGCUACAUCAUGCAGAGCGAUCCGUCAACGCUGGAUCACACAGCAACUCCUCCCCGUCGCACCUCUGCCUCGCCUCUGCUGGAUGAAGGUGCGCGGUGGCUACGGAGCAGCAUUGGCAGGGCCGCCGAGGCGCCUAAUAUCGUAGCCGCGGCGGACGAGAGCUCGAAGGCUGACCAUAGGCUCACUAAUAGCAGGUCGACUACGGCAGGGCCGAUUGUGGCCCCUAUGUACUUGGAAGACACUACGUCCUCCGAAGUUUCGUCUCACAAAGGGUUGAGUGGGUUUCCGCCUCAGCUGCCCGAAAAAUCCAAGACAAGCAAGAUUCAGCGAGGCGCCGGCGAAACACCGCUGGACCAUGCGACGACUGCACAAGGGGCGGCCCGUACUCCACUUUUCACCAUGGAGGUGGACAACGCAGGGCUUCAGACACCUGUGGCGACGGCCGAUGGCAGUGCGACGCCAGCGCCUCUCAAAACCCCACCUACCGUUGUAGCGUCGGCGUCUGUGCCUGCUAAGGAACGUCCAGGCAGGUCUAGCUCUUCCAAGGGUGUUAGCACGCUCCCUCGCACUUCCGAGCCUGAGACAGCCGUUUUCACGACUGCGACGCUGGAGUCCUUGGUCGGUGGGUUGUCGCAGCGGAUGUGGCGGACGCCAAACAGAAGCCUUUCACCAGACGCCCCGCCCGACGCGGCACCGCCAGCGGCGCUACGUAACGGCGCCGAGAAGCCGGCACCCACGAGCACGACGUCGUGCUCCGCGCUUCAAGCAUCGCCUUCGAGCUCGCCAGGGAUGGUGGGUCAUCAGCUGCACCAGAAGGAUGCAAGGAACGCACUUGUUGAGGAGAACCGCACGUUACAUGGUACCUCGGCAUCGUGCUCCUCGGCACCGUCGUCACGGGAGAGCCGUGGCAAGGACGACGGAGACACAGAUGACGCACGGGUCUCUCACGCGUUGUCUUCAUCAUUUUCUGCUCGCGACCGCGACUCUCUGCCAUUAUGGAGCUCAGCAGUGGACCCGCGGCUGUCGCAGUUCCUGGAACCCUCUGCAAAGGAGACAAGCUCUGACCAGGUGGGUGGUCUCUACCGGGGCGAUGGUAUGCCGAUCAGGGUGCCGUUAACACCGUUUGAUCUUCAUCUGGUUCCAUUGAGAGCGUACUCUGGCAAUCAGGCUACCGCUCUCCGCGUGCCGGGGGGAGGCGUCUGCGGCUCAGUCGGGUGCCAGCAAUAG
Messenger RNA from Leishmania mexicana MHOM/GT/2001/U1103, 3582 nucleotides. RefSeq lists its product as hypothetical. The transcript has a single exon. The record is from RefSeq and is a predicted model, not a curated record. Bases 1 to 3582 code for a protein of 1193 amino acids. NCBI's taxonomy places the organism in Eukaryota, Euglenozoa, Kinetoplastea, Trypanosomatida, Trypanosomatidae.